AUGUCAACUACUCAACUUCCACGAAAACGAUCGAUAGGGUCAUGGAUGCGACGACUGACUGGCUCAGGAUUACGUCGCGUAGGACCGACUUCUGGGAAGAAAUCAGGCGUCUUUGGUGUGUCUCUUUGUGAGUCAAUUUGCUAUGCACGAUCCACAGUGGGCUAUGUGGAUGAAGAAGCGGUCAAACAUCGGCGAGCAGGCAUUAUCCCACUUGUAGUAGCCAAGUGUGGCUCAUUUCUCAAGGCAAAUGCACUUCACACACAAGGUAUCUUUCGUAUACCUGGUAGUGUCAAACGAAUACAGCAUUUGCAAACCAUCUUUGAUGAUCCACGCGAAUCGUAUGGUUUGAAUAUCCAUUGGCUAGGAUACAGCGUGCAUGAUGCUUCCAGUAUUCUACGUCGAUAUCUACAAAGUUUACCAGAGCCUGUAAUUCCACAUGAGUUUUAUGAGCCAUUCCGUGAUGUCAUGAGUGACAAGUAUUACAAGUCGACCGAGGCCCGCAUCCAAGCAUUUCAGCACCUGAUCCAACAACUACCCAUCCCACAUCAACAUUUAUUGUUGUAUCUACUUGACAUGCUUAGCCUAUUUGCAUCGAAUGAGAUGGAGAACCGCAUGGAUGCUGCCAACCUUGCCAUUGUAUUUGCCCCAUCUAUCUUUAGUCAUCCAAGCCAUAACAGCCCUGUACAGAUGGCCAUUAUGAAGCGUGUGUUGGAGUUUUUGAUCGAGUUUCAAGCUCUAUUUACGAUGCAACUCUUAUCAAGAUCAUCAGGACUAUUCAAAUCAUUCUCUGUACCUGAUAUGGCAGCAGCAGCAGCAACCCAAAAAGGUGGAGAAAAUACCCAACAACCUCCGCCUGUACCGCCGUUACCACAGCAAUUUGCAACUCUUCCUCGUUCAAACAACCAACAACAACAAGACCCAGGUCUCAUAUCGCCACAACCCAAACGCUUCAUUCCACCAUUCCCUGAUCAAUCGCACUCUUCCGCAACCUCAUUACCAACACCCACUUCCCCCAAUGACAAAUCUCGAGUUGACUCGCUCACAUCGCCCGUACCUGAUCCUAUAACGCCUGCUGACGAUGCACACACCACACCAUUAACAGUGACGACAAGUAUGGAUCAUGAUGCUGCUGCUGAAGAGGAUAUAACACCCACUCCCACAAGAACACAUUCACCCGUGGUGGUGAUGGAACAAGUGGAUCCAGCCAAACCAUUCCAUAUACGACUAUUGCAUGACACAAUCAUGCCGCUACUGCAACGACGACGGUCUUGGCUGGGUAAGCCUAUUGGAUACUAUGCAUGGAUUGCAAUGUUGAGCACUAUUGUCGGCGUGGUGGCAUACGAGGGAUACCAAGCAUUGUGGGGCAUGUGCUGUCUUGAGCCAUACGUAUUCUUUGUCACGUUCGCCAUUUACUGGAAUCUACUUUUGCGAGGAUUUUCAUGGACGGAUCAAGACCCCAAGAAGGCAUUGCCGUAUGAUUCAUAUCGAGGGCCAUGGAUGGGCUUAUUUGGCAAACAUUAUAUCGACGAAGGCGUGGAUGUGGAUAGUGAUGAUGAUCAUCAUCAUCAAGAAGAUGAUGCAGAAGGCUUAUCGUUGUUUGAUGAUAUUUCGGAACAAGGCAAGGAUGAAGAAGAGGCCAUGUUACGGGAUGUGGCGUGUGAAUGGCACAGUCUUUUUAGUCGGUCGUGGCGCAUGGAUGAUCAAGGUCACCCUAUCAACAAAGAUGCAGACCUUUUAUCAGUGGCAAGCACGUCAAGUCGGUUCAAUGAAGAGAUACGAGGAGACAAUAGUGAUGAUGAUGGACAAGCAUUGGACGAUGAUUACGAUGAUGAUUAUGAUAUGGUGGAUAUUGACUCGGCAGAUUUACAAGCACUUUGGCAACGACAAGAUCAAAUCAGGCAAGAUGCUGAAUUGGCUGCACGCUUGCAACAAGAGGAACAAGAUAAGGCUAGUCAUACCAACCCAUUUGUGGAGAAGAAACCACCUGUUACUGAAGGAGGGCCACCACCACCACCACCCCCUGCCAUCUCUACGAGUGAAGAAUGGAAGAUUGGACAAAGUCGUCAGCAACAACCCACAAAAGAAGGAUAA
Molecule: messenger RNA, 2091 nt
Organism: Lichtheimia ornata
Lineage: Eukaryota; Fungi; Mucoromycota; Mucoromycetes; Mucorales; Lichtheimiaceae
Exons: 5
Coding region: 1-2091 (696 amino acids)
Biological process (GO): signal transduction; activation of GTPase activity; regulation of fungal-type cell wall organization
Cellular component (GO): cell cortex
Molecular function (GO): GTPase activator activity
Source: RefSeq, a predicted model, not a curated record